Molecule: messenger RNA, 1007 nt
Organism: Drosophila busckii
Lineage: Eukaryota; Metazoa; Arthropoda; Insecta; Diptera; Drosophilidae
Exons: 3
Coding region: 16-987 (323 amino acids)
Source: RefSeq, a predicted model, not a curated record
UUUUAUUUGCGUACUAUGCAGCAUAAUUUGCCGCAAAAGCUCUCUAAUGCAAGCUCCAUUUUUUCAGGUUGCGUUUUGGGCUUAGUCAACUCAACAGUCGGUCAAUCAGUUAACGAACGGUUGUCGUGCAUCGCACUUGGCUUUAAAGAGGGCUCCACAAUUGGCAGUGAUAUAAACAAAAAGAUUUAUUUGUCAUUGACAAUGUCGCUUUUGUCAAGAUCCACAUAUAGUUCCAUAUGUUUUCUACUGUUUUUACAUUUCGUGUGGCUGCUGUUGCUAGCGGCAACAGCGCCAGGAGCAACAGCAAAGCCAGCCUCAAUGGAUGCGAUGACGACGACAAGCAACUGCACGGAUACGCAUAUUGUAAGCUUUGUGGGCGGCAAAGAUAGCAGAGCUCGCGCUGCAUUCGACUCCAAGCGCAAUGAGGUGGAGGCGCAACAUGCGGCAAUGGUGCAUCAGCUGUUUGGCAGCCUGUUGCAGCUGCAAGGUCAGGGCAAUGUAAGUCGCGCCACAGAUGAUUCGCUGGUGAGCGCACGCAAUACGCUGGACGAUGAGCUAAGCUUGGAUGAUGUGUCAUUGAAUGAGCAGCAUGAGAGCUCAACGGAGGAUCCGGAUGCAUGGCGUCGCAUUAAGCUGGCCAUACCUGUGCUGGAGCCAGUGAAGCAUUUGCUGAAUGCUGUAGGCGGCGGUGAUGUCAACGAUACGCACGUGCGCACCAAUACGCAUCGCCUGCGUGGCCACACUGGUGUGCAUCAUCCGCAUCACAACAGCAGCAACAGCUCCUCGCCGGCUAUAGAAACGGAGGAGGAUCGCGAAACGGCUAUAGACAGCACAGGCUUUGAUUUGCUGGAAACACUUGGCACAGUGGGCACGCUUAUAUGGGGCAUGCUGCAAAAUCUGCGGCGUCUCUUUGCUGCCAGCGCAGGCAAUGCAAGCACAGCGUUCUCUGGUGGCGGUGGCGGCGCUGCAGCUGCUGGUGGCCAAUAACAACAAAGCUGCGUUGUGUG